UCCAUCCACGAAAUUUGUCUACCGCCAUGACAGGGCUCAUCCGCUGCUUUCACCCACCACCGCGGUCGAGGUCCGGGGAGAUUUCCCGCUGGGCUUGCUUGCCGUCCUUCGAAUUUUCCGUUGGUACCCGUGGCUCUGAAAAAUUGGCUCUCUAUUUUAAAAGGAAGAAGUUAGAUGUGUUCCCUAUAAGAGUUCAAUUUUCAUCUUUGAAAAGCCAACUUCUGCCAAGCAGUGACUGCCUGUUCUUCAAAAAAGACACGCUUCUAAUGUUUAGGUCAGGAAGGGUUCAAUAUAAUAAUAUAUUAGGAUUCUGCCAUGGGAUAACAGAAGCCAUUACCUAUCACAAGGUAUUGACUAGUGCAAAAGCAUUAGUUGUUGUGCAAGUCUUGAUGUUCAUUUUACCUCCUAAUGUGCUUGCGGAGACAUGCAAGACUGAAAACUCUUUUUUCAACAUGCCUUUUCUGUUCAUAAUAGCCCUUAUUGGGGCUACUGUUGGUGGUUUGCUUGCACGACAAAGGAGGGGUGAGCUGAAGCGGUUGAAUGAUCAGCUACGUCAGAUCAAUGCAGCACUUAGAAGACAAGCCAAAAUAGAAUCUUAUGCUCCUAAGCUGAGCUAUGCACCAGUUGGCAGGAUAGCUGAAUCAGAAGUUGUUGUUGACCCUAAAAAAGAAGAUUUAAUUAAAAAAUUGAGAUUAGGGAAAAAUUAUUUGCGGAAUCAUGAGCUUGAGAGGGCAUUUCUGGAGUUUAAGACUGCUCUAGAGCUUUCAGAGGCAUUGGGGGAUCAUGUUGAAGAGAAGAAGGCUGCAAGAGGUCUUGGGGCAUCUCUGCAGAGGCAAGGCAAGUACAAAGAAGCCAUAAAAUAUCACUCCAAAGUUCUCGAAAUAGCCAGCAAGGUUGGCGAAAACUCCGGCAUAACCGAGGCCUAUGGAGCAAUAGCAGACUGCUACACUGAGCUUGGAGAUCUUGAAAAAGCAGGGAAGUUCUAUGACCAGUACAUAGCAAGGCUGGAGAAAGACUGACUGAUAGAUCUUGGGCUUGAACCAGCUUUAGAUAAUGCCUGCAUCUCUAUAUCUUCUCUCCCAAGCAGAAUCGCUCAAGAGGUUUGAGCUUUGACCUUCUUAUACGCAACGGUACACUACUACUUUUGUAGCAUUAUUGCUUUUAAACAUUUUGCAUCGAUGAUCUCAUUUUUGGAUAUUGUAGCCCUUU
Phalaenopsis equestris is the source of this 1209-nucleotide messenger RNA. Its product is annotated as protein FLUORESCENT IN BLUE LIGHT, chloroplastic-like. Gene Ontology annotation, biological process: chlorophyll biosynthetic process. The record is from RefSeq and is a predicted model, not a curated record. The coding region runs from base 27 to 1019 and encodes 330 amino acids. The transcript has 5 exons. NCBI's taxonomy places the organism in Eukaryota, Viridiplantae, Streptophyta, Magnoliopsida, Asparagales, Orchidaceae. Gene Ontology annotation, molecular function: protein binding.